GGGCUCGAGCAUCUGACCGGGCUUAACGGCCCUCCAUGGGGCCACUCUCGUCUUCCGAGCUCUCGCUUUGGCUCCCGGCGCGGUCAUUGGCACGCCUGGGAAAGCCGGAGCCGCGGCGGCGGGGGCCCUGCACGCGGCGUGCCUGAAGCCGGGGCUCCUCUGCCGCCUCUUGCCGCGUGAAACCCGGAGCUGACAUCGGGACCGCCAGUUUACUCGUAGCCAUCUGUGGUGACCUUGAGUCUCCUCCAGGGCACUUGGCGGAAAGCUCCAAAGGUGGGGAGAACCUGAAGCCACAGGUUGUCCAUUGGAGCCUGGCACUUAUUUCCUAGGACGCUUGUUUAUAAACCGAUCCACCCAGGCUUUUGUCCUGGAGAGUUGACCCUGUUCCAGGGUGUGGUCCAGAGAUCUAGCACUAACAAGCCUUGUUGGGAGAAGUUCGCUUCUCAGCGUCUUGGCGUUCCUGAAUCCAUGCUACGAGUCUUCAGAGUGGAGCGGGGGCGCCUCGCUGCUCCACCAGGGACGGCUUGGUGUUUGCUAGAAGUAAACGGAAAAAAAGAAGAGACUCAGAAAAGUUGACUUGCCAUAGUCCUGUACCUAAGGAAACAAAGUUGAUCUGCAGGUUGCUUAUUUUUAAUAACUUCCUACCAACAUAGCGUUUAGGUCCAACAGCGCUACAGGAAUGGCAGAGUUUGGGAUCUCCUCUGGCCAGCUUGUGGCAGUGUUCUGGGACAAGUCAUCUCCUGAGGAGGCCCUGAAAAACCUGGUGGAUAGACUUCAAGGGUUAACUGGCAGCGAGGGCCAAGUAUUUACGGAAAACAUCACCCAGCUGUUGCAGUCUGCCCAUAAGGAAUCCAGCUUUGAUGUCAUUCUUUCGGGUGUAGUCCCAGGUAGCACCUCUCUGCACAGUGCUGAGGUUCUGGCUGAGAUGGCCCGGAUCCUCCGGCCAGGGGGAUGUCUUUUUCUGAAAGAACCAGUGGAAACAACUGGAGUUAACAGUGACAAAAUGAAGACAGCCUCUAAGCUGUGUUCGGCCCUGACUCUUUCUGGCCUUGUGGAAAUAAAAGAGUUGCAGCAGGAGGCCUUAAGCCCCGAGGAAAUGCAGUCUGUGCAGGAGCACCUGGGCUACCACAGCGACAGCCUGCUCUCAGUCCAUGUCACUGGCAAGAAGCCAAACUUUGAAGUGGGUUCUUCUAGUCAGCUAAAGCUUCUCAAGAAGAAGUCUUCAGUGAAGCCUGCUCUGGAUCCUGCUGCUGUCAAGCUCUGGACCAUCUCAGCCAAUGACAUGGAGGAUGACAGCAUGGAUCUCAUUGACUCAGAUGAGCUGCUAGACCCAGAAGAUUUGAAGAAGCCUGAUCCCGCCUCCCUGAAGGCUCCUUCAUGUGGGGAAGGGAAAAAGAGGAAGGCCUGUAAGAACUGCACCUGUGGCCUCGCAGAGGAACUGGAGAGGGAGCAGUCCAAGGCGCAGAGCUCUCAGCCCAAGUCAGCCUGUGGAAAUUGCUACCUGGGUGACGCUUUCCGCUGUGCCAACUGCCCUUACCUUGGGAUGCCAGCCUUCAAGCCUGGAGAGCAGGUGCUCCUGAGCAAAAGCAAUCUCCAGGAUGCCUAGGAGGAACCUUAGCCCCCACACACACCUCCUCCUCCAGCCGGCUCCUGGCCCUCAGCUCCAGCCACGGGCUCCUCCCAUCUCUGGAUUCAAUCACUUUGAAAACACAGGGAGAGGCUGUGGCAGAGUGAGGCUGCUGUGGGCAGUGGGGUGUGGCGCUGCUAUGUGUUGAAAGACCACGGUAUGAGGGGACCUGCCUCUUAGUGUUAGGAGAGGAUGUGCCCUAAGGACCUCUGCUCCUGGUGUUACAGUGCUCACCCUCGCCACCCUUGAGUCUACACAUCCUUGAAUAUUUAUGCUGAAGAAGCUCCAGGCUCCACUCAGUGAUGCUGCCACCUACUGAACUUCCUCAGGAUGUAUUUCUUGGAGCCUUAGGUCAGCUGUCAAAGGGCCUCAAGGGUACCAAAGGAGUCAUUCCUCCAGCUGUGAUCCAUCUUGUGUCCCUCUGGCUUUCUCACCUCACCCUGUUUUACUGUAGUGUUGUAUCUGUGUCCUUCUGUCGUUUCUGUUAAAUAGGCAUUAAACUUUGGUGUUUCUGUGUUUCCCUUUUACUGUGA
Molecule: messenger RNA, 2160 nt
Organism: Grammomys surdaster
Lineage: Eukaryota; Metazoa; Chordata; Mammalia; Rodentia; Muridae
Gene: Ciapin1
Product: cytokine induced apoptosis inhibitor 1
Exons: 10
Coding region: 680-1606 (308 amino acids)
Biological process (GO): iron-sulfur cluster assembly
Cellular component (GO): cytoplasm
Molecular function (GO): iron-sulfur cluster binding
Source: RefSeq, a predicted model, not a curated record